Messenger RNA from Mytilus californianus (California mussel), 2055 nucleotides. Its product is annotated as DDB1- and CUL4-associated factor 13-like. Gene Ontology annotation, biological process: maturation of SSU-rRNA from tricistronic rRNA transcript (SSU-rRNA, 5.8S rRNA, LSU-rRNA). Lineage: Eukaryota; Metazoa; Mollusca; Bivalvia; Mytilida; Mytilidae. Gene Ontology annotation, cellular component: small-subunit processome; nucleolus. Gene Ontology annotation, molecular function: protein binding. Bases 93 to 1427 code for a protein of 444 amino acids. The record is from RefSeq and is a predicted model, not a curated record. The transcript is spliced from 12 exons.
GUCCCUUAGAAUUUCAAGAAUGAAAACACAAGCACGUUUUUCUCUUCACUCAAAUUCAGUCUGUUGUUUAAUGGGAUAAAACAAGACUGAUUAUGAAAAUUAAGGUUUUAAGUCGUAAUCCUGAUGACUAUUUACGUGAAACAAAAAGAGAUAUUCAUAAAGUGCCAAGGAAUUAUGAUCCUGAACUCCAUCCAUUUGAAGCACCAAGAGAAUAUGUACGAGCAUUAAAUGCCACAAAACUAGAGCGUGUGUUUGCCAAACCUUUCCUUGGAGCAUUAGAUGGACACAGAGAUGGGGUUAGAAGUCUGUGUAAACAUCCAACCGCACUGAGUCUGCUUCUUUCAGGAGCUUGUGAUGGAGAGGUUAAAGUAUGGAGUUUAGCCAAGAGGAGCUGUUUACAGACAAUCCAGGCACAUGAGGGAAUGGUACAAGGUUUAUGUAUGCACCAAUCUGGUAGAUAUUUUUUCAGUGUUGGAAAUGACAAGACAAUUAAACAAUGGAGUUUGUCAGAUUGUGGUCAGAUAGAAGAGGAACCUCAAAGUACUAUUUUAGGAAAGACAAUAUUCACAUCAAUAGACCAUCAUUGGUCACAGAACAUGUUUGCCACUUGUGGACAACAGUUAGAUAUAUGGGAUGAAGACAGAACUGAACCAGUCAGAUCUUUUACCUGGGGAGUAGACAGUCUACAUGCAGUCAAAUUUAAUCCUAUUGAGACCAAUAUAGUUGGUAGUUGUGCUUCAGACAGAAGUAUUAUACUGUAUGACAUGAGGGGAUCAGCUCCUCUGAGAAAAGUAAUUUUAAAACUGAGAUCUAACACAAUAGCCUGGAAUCCUAUGGAAGCUUUUAUAUUUACUGUUGCCAAUGAAGAUUAUAAUUUAUAUUCCUUUGAUAUGAGAAAGUUAUCAAUGCCAGUUACUGUUCACAUGGACCAUGUUUCUGCUGUGAUGGAUGUGGAUUACUCACCAACAGGACGAGAAUUCGCUUCGGCUGGUUAUGAUAAAGUUGUUAGAAUAUUUCCAGCUGACAGAACCCACAGCAGAGAAAUAUACCAUACAAAGCGAAUGCAGCGUGUUGAAACUGUACGAUGGUCUUUAGAUAACAAAUACAUUCUUUCUGGUUCUGAUGAAAUGAAUAUCAGGAUUUGGAAGGCACAAGCUUCAGAGAAACUAGGAGUGCUUAAACCAAGAGAGAAAACAGCAUUUAAUUACAACUCUAAACUGAAAGAAAAAUUUGCAUUCCAUCCUGAAGUGAAAAGAAUCUCCCGCCAUCGACAUGUUCCAAAGAUGAUCUAUAACCAACAGAAGGAGAUGAGAAUAAUCAGACAGUCACAGAAAAGAAAGGAAGCCAAUCGCCGUAAGCAUAGCAAGCCUGGCGCUGUACCAUUUGUACCAGAGAGGAAAAAAUCUAUUAUUAAAGAAAUUGAGUGAAUCUUACAGAUUUAACCAGUGGGAAAAGUGCAAUUUGUCAUUUUAAUCACUGUAAAAAUGUGGUACAUUAUAACUUUCUGAACUUUAGAAACACAAAUUAGAUUAUGUGUAUUGAUAUCUGCAUUACGAAUCAGAUAUGAAGAUAUUUACAAUUAACAUUCAGAUGUCUCAUAUUUAGCAGAUUUGAACCAUAUAUAUAAUGUACAAUAUAUUUGAUAGAAAAAAAAAAUCUUCAACCACAACUAUAUAUGGACUGAUUCUGAUAAAACUGCUAGAUACUAAAUUCUAUUAGAAUAUUGUGGAUUCAAUAUUAUUCGUGGGAUACCAUCUUUCGUGGAUUUCGUGGGUAAAGGAUAAAAACCAAUGUUCAACCAAGUACAAAUUUUUUAUAGACUUGUAUGCAGACAUUGACAAAACCAUGAAUCAAAUAUCAUUGAAAAUACAAUCUUUCAUCAUUCACAAAAAUACAAUUUUUCCAAAAUCCACAAGAAUCGGUACCCAAGAAAGUAAAUGAAUUCACAGUAUGUCACAUUUUAGUCAGAUGAUUCUUAAUUUUUAUUCAUCAUGUAAGAAUGAAUUGUUGCUUUAAUAUUGUAAUGAUAGUAAUAAAUGAAUGACAAAGUUUAAA